Messenger RNA from Ornithorhynchus anatinus (platypus), 4052 nucleotides. It is a transcript of the gene ADCY2, whose product is annotated as adenylate cyclase 2. Gene Ontology annotation, molecular function: adenylate cyclase activity. The coding region runs from base 1 to 3324 and encodes 1107 amino acids. The record is from RefSeq and is a predicted model, not a curated record. Gene Ontology annotation, cellular component: plasma membrane. Gene Ontology annotation, biological process: adenylate cyclase-inhibiting G protein-coupled receptor signaling pathway; intracellular signal transduction; adenylate cyclase-activating G protein-coupled receptor signaling pathway. The transcript is spliced from 25 exons. NCBI's taxonomy places the organism in Eukaryota, Metazoa, Chordata, Mammalia, Monotremata, Ornithorhynchidae.
AUGUGGCAGGAGGCGAUGAGGCGGCGGCGGCGGUACCUGCUGGAGCGGGCGGGGGUGGUCGGCGGGGCCGGGGGCUGCGGGGGCUGCGGGGGCUGCGGGGGCUGCGGGGGCUGCGGGGUGGUGGGCCAGCCCAAGUCCCGGGACUGGCUCUACGAGUCCUACUACUGCAUGAGCCAGCAGCACCCGCUCAUCGUCUUCCUGCUGCUCAUCAUCAUGGGCGCCUGCCUCGCCUUCCUCUCCGUCUUCUUCGCCCUGGGGCUGGAUAUUGAAGACCAUGUGGCGUUUUUAAUAACAGUUCCAACAGCCCUUGCAAUUUUCUUUGCGAUAUUUAUCCUCGUCUGCAUCGAGUCCGUGUUUAAGAAGCUACUUCGCGUUUUCUCUUUGGUCAUCUGGGUGUGUCUCGUUGCCAUGGGAUAUUUGUUCAUGUGUUUUGGAGGCACCAUCUCACCUUGGGACCAGGUGUCAUUUUUUUUAUUCAUUAUUUUUGUGGUGUACACCAUGCUGCCCCUCGACAUGCGCGAUGCUAUCGUUGCCAGCGUCCUGACCUCUUCAUCCCACACCAUCGUGCUGAGCAUCUGUCUGUCAGCUACUGCCGGGGGAAAGGAGCAUUUGAUUUGGCAGAUCCUGGCAAACGUCAUCAUUUUUAUCUGCGGAAACCUGGCAGGUGCAUACCACAAGCACCUUAUGGAACUUGCUCUUCAGCAGACGUACCAGGACACCUGCAAUUGUAUCAAGUCCCGCAUCAAGCUGGAAUUUGAGAAACGUCAGCAGGAACGGCUUCUGCUUUCUCUGCUGCCUGCUCAUAUCGCCAUGGAAAUGAAAGCCGAGAUCAUUCAGAGGUUGCAAGGACCCAAGGCAGGACAGCUGGAAAAUACGAACAACUUUCACAAUCUAUAUGUCAAGCGGCACACCAAUGUGAGCAUUCUAUAUGCAGACAUUGUGGGAUUCACUCGGCUGGCGAGUGACUGUUCCCCCGGAGAAUUAGUACACAUGCUGAAUGAACUUUUCGGGAAGUUUGAUCAAAUUGCAAAGGAGAACGAAUGUAUGAGAAUCAAAAUCUUGGGAGACUGCUACUACUGUGUGUCUGGACUCCCCAUAUCUCUUCCAAACCACGCCAAGAAUUGUGUGAAAAUGGGACUGGAUAUGUGCGAAGCCAUAAAGAAAGUACGAGAUGCAACUGGAGUUGAUAUCAACAUGCGGGUAGGGGUGCAUUCUGGCAAUGUCCUCUGUGGUGUGAUUGGCCUGCAGAAAUGGCAGUACGACGUCUGGUCACAUGAUGUUACUUUGGCCAACCAUAUGGAAGCUGGAGGAGUACCAGGGCGUGUUCACAUCACAUCUGUCACCUUGGAGCACUUGAAUGGGGCUUAUAAGGUGGAAGAAGGGGAUGGAGACAUACGGGACCCAUAUUUGAAGGAGCAUUAUGUUAAAACCUACUUUGUGAUCAAUCCUAAGGGAGAAAGGCGAAGUCCUCAACACCUCUUUAGACCCCGGCACACAUUAGACGGAGCCAAGAUGAGGGCUUCGGUCCGCAUGACCCGGUAUUUGGAGUCAUGGGGAGCAGCCAAGCCUUUUGCUCACCUUCAUCACAGGGACAGCAUGACUACAGAAAAUGGCAAGAUUAGCACCACAGAUGUGCCAAUGGGUCAACAUCAUUUUCAACAUCGCACGAUAAGAACUAAAUCCCAGAAGAAAAGAUUUGAAGAGGAACUGAACGAGAGGAUGAUUCAGGCCAUCGAUGGAAUCAAUGCUCAAAAGCAGUGGCUCAAGUCCGAAGACAUUCAAAGAAUCUCAUUGCUUUUCUAUAACAAAACCCUAGAAAAAGAGUACAGAGCAACUACUCUACCAGCAUUCAAGUAUUAUGUGACUUGCGCUUGUCUCAUAUUCUUCUGCAUCUUUAUUGUGCAGAUAUUAGUAUUACCAAAAACAUCGAUCCUUGGGAUUUCCUUCGGAGUCGCGUUCCUCUUGCUUUCCUUCAUCCUUUUCAUCUGUUUCGCGGGACAACUCCUGCAAUGCAGCAAAAAGGCUCCUGGUUCACUGUUAUGGAUUUUGAAAUCUUCUGGAAUCAUCUCAAACCGGCCCUGGCCAAGGAUAACUCUGACUGUGACAACCACCACCAUAAUACUGAUGAUGGCCAUUUUAAACAUGUUUUUCUUGGAUGAGGCAAUGCUAACUAUCUCACCCAGUUUGAAUACGUCGAACUCAAGCUUUCCUGACAUAAACGAUGAAGCAACUCUGUAUAUACAAAGCUAUUUUUUCCUACCUUACUUCAUAUAUAGCUGCAUCCUGGGACUGAUAUCCUGUUCUGUUUUCCUGCGGAUAAACUAUGAAUUGAAAAUGGUGAUAAUGCUGAUUGCAUUGGUGGCUUACAAUAUUAUCCUCCUACACACUCAUGCUUCCAUACUGGAUGAGUACAGCAAGGUUCUGUACGAAAGACCAGGCAUUUGGAAAGACCUAAAGACAAUGGGUUCUGUGUCUCUAUUCAUAUUUUUCAUCACAUUGCUGGUUCUGGGUAGACAGAAUGAAUAUUACUGUAGGUUAGACUUCCUGUGGAAGAACAAAUUCAAAAAAGAACGGGAGGAAAUUGAAACCAUGGAGAACCUGAAUCGAGUGCUGCUGGAAAACGUACUUCCUGCCCAUGUGGCUGAACACUUCUUGGCCAGGAACUUGAAGAAUGAGGACUUGUAUCACCAAUCAUAUGACUGCGUCUGCGUCAUGUUUGCCUCCAUUCCGGAUUUCAAAGAGUUCUAUACCGAAUCAGAUGUAAACAAAGAAGGUUUGGAGUGUCUUAGGCUCCUGAAUGAGAUCAUCGCUGACUUUGAUGACUUGUUGUCUAAACCGAAAUUUAGUGGAGUUGAAAAGAUCAAGACUAUUGGGAGCACGUAUAUGGCGGCUACGGGGCUGAGUGCCACACCCAGUCAAGAACACACUCAGGAGCCGGAUCGCCAGUACAUGCACAUAGGCACAAUGGUGGAGUUUGCCUUCGCCCUCGUGGCAAAGUUGGAUGUAAUCAACAAGCACUCCUUCAAUGACUUCAAGUUACGAGUGGGUAUUAACCAUGGGCCUGUUAUAGCAGGUGUGAUUGGAGCUCAGAAACCUCAGUACGAUAUCUGGGGCAACACGGUUAAUGUCGCCAGUAGGAUGGACAGCACUGGCGUCUUGGACAAGAUACAGGUCACAGAAGAGACAAAUAUUGUCUUACAGACCCUAGGAUACGUGUGUACCUGUAGAGGAAUAAUCAAUGUGAAAGGCAAGGGGGAACUGAAGACGUAUUUUGUACAUACCGAAAUGACCAGGUCCCUUUCCCAGGGGAACGUGACAUCCUGAAGAAUAUUUUUAAGUUGGGCAACGAUACCGUAUUUUUCAGGAAAGUAUCACGCACUUUCUGACUAGGUUUCUGCCCCCCGCCGUGAAUGUGCGUGUUAUUUCCCGCCGUGUGAAACUUUGGCAGAAUAGUCCCCAUGGCCCAGCCACAAGCAACACCGCACUUUUCUGAAAUGUUGGGCUGUUUGUGGGCCGUCUGCCAUGGGGUGGGAAGAAUCUAUUGCCACUUGCACUGUGUUUACUCCAAGUGGAGGAAAGACUGGAAAAGAGAGAACGAAUAAGCGACGCAAGAGAAGAGUGAAAGGACUGACAACGCUGUUAGAGGUAAACAAAACCAUUCUUAAGGCAAUAAAACCCAGGGGGUGUAUAAUAUUUUCUGGUGCAUGUUAUUUUCUGGAAAAUACGGUAGCUCCCCAAUGGCAUCUGCUAGCCUGAUAUUGAAAUACACAGUAUUUGUAAAUAAGUUUACUCUGUCCCUUCAUGCGCAGUUUGGAUAUGUUCGACGUUACGUCUCCUAGCCAGUGGCGGUUUGCCAGCCCUCCGUGGCAUUCCGAUGCCGGGGCCACGUGGCGGGCCACCGAUCGUGUCUCAUAGCCCGUGACACAUUACCAUUUACUCUCCGAAAUAGUCCUCACAACACAGGACCAGUUUUGUACAAAACGUGUCAAAUGUUUUGAUGCCAUUGUCUUUUGUAAGGUUAAUUAAUUCAUUAAAAGUUUAUAUGUACUUUG